CCCAUUCUAUUAUUAAUUUUUUCACAUUGGGUUGUUCUGACCAGACAGUUAUGACGAAGCCCCAAUUUUGUUUUCCAUUCAUCCAAUUGUAAGGCAUUCUUGCGGCCUAAAUGGCACCAACGAUGGCCCUUGGUACUCCUCAUGCUCCAAUUGGGAUCAGGGUUUUGGAAUACUUUUCUAAUCCAUGUGGGUUCAAUCUUAUUCCCAGUUUUAAUCCUUUAUUUUCGAGUAGAAAUCGAUAUUCGAUUUCAAAGACAGGGAGUAAUGCUUUGGUGGAUGGGCGAUCCACCACUUUGUCUUUGGAAAAAGAGAAUAAGGAAGAGAAGUUGAUUGGGUUUGAAGGCAAUGCGAGAGUUGUGUCUGAAAGGGAAGGAGAGGGAAAGGAUAAAGAGUUGAAAGUGGAGAGUGGUGUUAGGGGGUUGGAAUUGUUAGAAGAUGAUCUUAGCUGGGAAGUUCAAAGUGUGAAAGACUUUUUCGAUAGGUCGAAGGAGUUUACCAGGCCGGAUGGUGGACCACCUCGCUGGUUUACCCCUAUUGAAUGUGGGUGUCCAAUGAAGGAUUCUCCGGUUUUGCUCUUUCUGCCUGGAAUGGAUGGCACUGGUUUGGGGCUCAUACUGCAUCAUCAAGCUCUUGGGAGGAUUUUUGAUGUUAGGUGCAUGCACAUUCCUAUUUAUGACAGAACACCAUUUGAAGGGCUAGUAAAAUUUGUUGAAGAUACAGUGAGGUUAGAGCAUGCACUCUCUCCAGACAGACCAAUAUAUCUUCUCGGAGAUUCUCUUGGAGGAUGCCUUGCACUAGCUGUUGCGGCUCGUAAUCCUGCGAUUGACCUUGUAUUGAUCCUGUCCAAUCCUGCAACAUCCUUCGGAAAGUCACAACUGCAACCUCUAUUACCUUUGAUUGAGGCUGUACCAGCCGAGCUACAUAGUGCCAUUCCAUAUCUUCUAAGCACCAUAAUGGGUGAUCCUGUCAAGAUGGCAAUGGUUGAUGUUCCAGAGGGGCUUUCUCCUCCAGAGAUGGUGGACCAGUUAUCAGGCAGUCUUGUUGCCUUGUUACCCUGUCUCUCUGCUUUGUCAGAAAUAAUACCAAAAGGAACACUUGCGUGGAAGUUAAAGCUACUUAAAUCAGCUUCCUCUUAUGCCAAUUCUCGUCUUCAUGCUGUCAAAGCUGAAGUUUUGGUGCUCGCCAGUGGCAAGGACCAAAUGUUACCAAGUAUGGAAGAAGCGGAACGACUUCGCCAUACAUUACCAAACUGUAGAGUUCGAUUCUUCAAGGAUGGUGGCCAUGCAGUUUUAUUGGAAGAUGGUAUCAAUUUGUUGACAGUUAUUAAUGGUGCCCAAGUUUAUCGUCGUUCAAGAAUUCGUGACUUUCUCUCGGAUUUCCUUCCACCUACUUUAAGUGAAUUCAAGAAAGUAUAUGAACAACAGAAUGGUUGGUUUCAUCAAGCUGUCAAUCCAGUGAUGCUUUCAACUAUGGAAGAUGGAACAAUCGUGAAGGGUCUUGCUGGAUUUCCCGAUGAAGGUCCUGUUUUAUUCGUUGGUUAUCACAUGUUGAUGGGACUUGAGUUGUCUCCCCUUGUAGGGGAAAUCCUGAGAGAGAAGAAAAUACUUCUGCGAGGCCUUGCUCAUCCAUUAUUAUUCUCAAAACGCUCUGAGAGUUCUACCCAAGAUCCAUCGUCAUUUGAUGCGAUCAGGAAUUUUGGUGGAGUGCCUGUAUCACCAAGCAAUAUUUUUAAACUUCUUUCAAGAAAAGCUCAUGUUCUUUUGUACCCAGGCGGUGUACGUGAGGCUCUUCAUAGAAAGGGUGAAGAGUAUCAGUUGUUCUGGCCGGAGCGUUCGGAAUUUGUGAGAAUGGCAGCUAAAUUUGGUGCCACUAUAGUGCCUUUUGGUGUUGUUGGAGAAGAUGACAUCGUGGAAUUGGUUGUUGAUUACAAUGAUUUGAUGAGCUUCCCUCCAGCUAGAGACUUCAUCAAGCAAGGAAAUAAGGAGCAUGUCAGAUUAAGGACUGAUGUGACUGGGGAGUUAGCGAACCAAGACAUGUAUUGCCCUGGGCUUUUGCCAAAAAUACCUGGGCGAUUUUAUUAUUUGUUUGGGAAGCCUAUUGAGACUAGAGAGAGAAAGGCUGAACUCAGAGACAAAGAGGAAGCACAUAAGCUCUACGUGUACAUAAAGUCAGAGGUGGAGAACAUUAUGUCCUUCUUAAGGAAGAAGAGAGAGGAGGACCCUUACAGGAGUUUAUUACCGAGGGCUUUAUAUCAGGCGACAUGGGGUUUCACUAAGGAAGUCCCCACAUUUGAGCUAUGAAAGGCUGGUAUGAAGGUGUAUUUUAUCACUUGUUGGUUGUAUAGUGGUGAGAUAAGAUGUGCAAUUCAGAGGAUAUUCAUAUUAAAUCUGAUGGUUUCAUUCAUUUAUCUUCUUCAGGCUUCUGCACUACUUGGUUCAAUUGAUUGCCUCAAAAAUCUUGUACAACAGUUAUUAAGUUUAAAUGCUAAAGCUUGUGCCUCUGGCCACAUGAGUGA
Molecule: messenger RNA, 2515 nt
Organism: Amborella trichopoda
Lineage: Eukaryota; Viridiplantae; Streptophyta; Magnoliopsida; Amborellales; Amborellaceae
Product: phytyl ester synthase 1, chloroplastic
Cellular component (GO): membrane
Source: RefSeq, a predicted model, not a curated record